AUGGCUGCAGAGGAGGCUCCUGAUGCUGCAGAUGCUGCAGCAGGGCACCUUCGUGUCCGCAGACAGCGGGGACAAGUUUGGCCGGAGUCGGGAUUGCUAGCUAAAGCUUUCGAAGAGGACAACGAAAUACGAUCUAUUUUCCGUCACAACAAAGGGCACUUGCUUCAGUGGCCGAAGCCAUCAUUGGUUGGCUGUGCUAGUUUGAAGGCACUGUCCCUCAACGUUGCCGUGUUGAAAAUAUCCUUGGAAGUCUGGGGUGCAGCGAUUCCUGCACCAAAGAGCAUGGCCAUUGACUGGCUUAAGAAGGAAGUUUCUGAGGCACACGGACUGAUGAAUGCUCUGGGCACGGCGCAAACCGUGCCCGUCUACGUCGACAGCUGGGGAAUCAAACGGUUGGCUACCCUGGCGAUGAGGCGCUGGAAAGCACCCAUCGGAGCCCUGCGAGACCGGUCCCUUCAUGUUCUGUUCGAUGUAAUGACAGCAGCUUGGGGCCAGGAUGCUGAAGCGGCCGAGGUCGAUGAUGAUAGCCCAGUGGCUGCUGCAGAUGAUAUCCAGCUGAUCCAGCUGGUGAAGCGGCUGCUGAGGUUCUGGAAGCCUCGGCUCAUGAUGACCGAUUGGAUGAUGAGAUCCGAGCUACGGAACAGCAGCUGGAGAUCUUACAGAGACUUAUCGUUCUAUUAUACAUGUCUACUUCGCUGGACUCGUGGAUUGUUUCUAUCUCUCACUAUAGCUUAG
Molecule: messenger RNA, 735 nt
Organism: Symbiodinium sp. CCMP2592
Lineage: Eukaryota; Dinophyceae; Suessiales; Symbiodiniaceae
Source: the annotation of a GenBank genome assembly